Saprolegnia diclina VS20 is the source of this 1616-nucleotide messenger RNA. RefSeq lists its product as hypothetical. Lineage: Eukaryota; Oomycota; Saprolegniomycetes; Saprolegniales; Saprolegniaceae. Gene Ontology annotation, biological process: carbohydrate metabolic process. The transcript has 6 exons. The coding region runs from base 189 to 1484 and encodes 431 amino acids. Gene Ontology annotation, molecular function: chitin binding; hydrolase activity, hydrolyzing O-glycosyl compounds. The record is from RefSeq and is a predicted model, not a curated record.
AAAUUUUUGGCGCGGAGUCGUGGUUGGGUGAAACUAGCCUUUGCGACGCUGCGACACGACAACGGUAAGAUCUUGGCGCACGGGCGCGCCAGUCCUUUUCUCCUUGGCAUCAUCAUUGCUCGCAUUGUCGAACACGCGCUUGCUAAACUUAGCUUCAAACGGCAGAUUCGCUUGCCUUCACAACGUCCAUGACCACACCCCGCGCCGAUUUUGCACGCCUCGCGUCGCCUCUGCACAACACGAGUGGGCGCGCCACACCCCUCGACGACGACGACCCUGCCGUACUGCCGCCGCGCGAGUCGCAAUUGUCCGCGUUGUGCCUUCGCCGCGCCGCGCUGCCAGUGCUCGCGAUGGCCGGGCUUAUCGUGGGCAUUCUCGCUGCCGUGGGCACCUUUAACCCCGACAACAACCAGGCGGUGACCACGGGCUCGGACGCGCUCACAGCGCCGACACCGAGUGUGACACUGGCGCCAACCCCCAAGCCGACGCCGAGCACCAAAGCAGCAUCACCGAGCCCAACGUCGGCCGACGGGUCUUGCCCCAACCGGGGCACGCACCUCGUUGGCAACAGCUGCGUGAGCUGCCCCGCGCCGAAGAAGACGUUUGGCGUGUUUUGGGAAUCCCAAGUCGACUGCUCGUCGUUUGCCUCCAGCAGCGCCGCGGCUUACGUGACCCAUAUUUACUGGAGCUUUGCGCUCAUUGACGCAGCCUCGGGCACCGUGAGCAGCUCGUUCCAGGGCUCGGACGCGACGCUCAAAGCCUGCUUGGCGCAGACCCGCGCAAAAUGCAUCAAAAACUACAUUAGCAUUGGCGGCGCGACCAUGCGCCAGACGUUCGUCGCGCUCAACUCGACCGCGCAGAUCGCCACGUUUGCGUCCACCGCAGCCCAAGUGGUUCAAAAGUUUGGCUUUGACGGUGUCGACAUUGACGACGAAAGUGGCAACCUCCUCGCGGCCGGCGACUGGAAGGCGAACGUCGCGCCCAGCGUCGUCGCGUACCUCACCGCCCUCAAGACGCAGCUGGGCAGUUUGCCACGCGCAGCCACCGAGCCUGCGUACCAAAUCACGUGGGACGAGUUCCCGACGUCGCUCAACCCCGACUGCAACACACCGACGGGGGACUUUCAGCGCUGCUUUGAUCCGCGCAUCGCGGGUAUCGUCGACCAUGUGAAUCUCAUGAUGUACAACGCCGCGUCGUCCACCGACUACGACACGUACUUGACGACAACGACACCGACGCUGUGGACCAAGACGGUCAAUCCGAUGCAAAUUAUUCUCGGUGGCUGUGUCGGCCCUGUCGGGACACUCGGCGGCUGUGCGUUUGGCGCGGCGCCAACGAGCACGCAACUCAGUGCGUAUGCGUCGCAAGGCGCGGCCCAGUACGGCGGCGCGAUGCUCUGGACAGCGUCGGCCGACAUGACGACAAACCAAGGCGCGACCUUAGUCGCCAUGGGCAAAGCGGGUGGGUACACCAACAGUGGCUAAACAAACACAACAAUACCCGUCGCAAACAACGUGUAUUGUCGGCUUUGCAAAAGCAUAGUGGUGCGUCUGUAUCCCGACCCACUUGAUAAAUUGAUAGAAACCCCGCUACCACACGGGCAAUGUGGUUCGCCA